AUGGCGUCGACGAGAACUCCGUUGAUCGAGGUCAAUUUUCUCGAUGACUACAACAUCAACUUCGUCCUCAGCAACACGGACGUGAGCAUAGCCAAUGCCCUUCGCAAAGCCAUCAUCUCCGAAGUUCCAACCAUCGCCAUAGACUUAGUGGAGAUAGAAGAGAAUUCUUCGGUGCUGGCCGACGAGUUCAUCGCCCAUCGCCUGGGGUUGAUCCCCCUGGUGUCGACGAGAGCGAUGCACGCGGAUGGCCCCGUGCCUUUCAGAGAUGUUGAAGGCAACAUAACAUCCUUCCUUUGGCAUCAUGAGGCAUCAGACGACAAAGAUUGCGAAAUAAAGUUUGAGCUCGAGGUCAGGAACACCGAAGACAACCCGAUGGAGGUGAGAUUGAUCCUCAUCCGCCUCUUGGAGGUUCUGAGACACGGCGGAGGAGUGAAGCCCGUUGAGUAUGACCCCGAGUAUCCUGUUGUGAUCGCGAAGCUGAAGCGAAAUCAAGCCAUCAAGCUUACAGCAAUUGCAAAGAAGGGGGUCGGUAAGAUGCACAGCAAGUGGUCGCCUGCCAGUGGCGUCUACUUCACCUACGAGCCAGUUGUCACCAUCAACUACGAGAGGAUGGAGGGACUAUCAGCCCAGCAGCGCAAGACUUGGGUAGAAGCAUGUCCGCCGGGGAUCUUGAGGUUCAACGAGAUGACAGGACAGGUGGAAGUUGAGGAUGAAAUCAACAAUGGUAUCGCCUUCAGCGGAGAGUGCGAGAAAGUCGCCAAGGAGUUGUUCGGUUAUGACUUCUACGACUUGAUCGUCAUCAAGCCCAAGAGCGGCUCCGAUGGAUACCCCGACAGGUUCAACUUCUUCGUGGAGACUAACGGAGCGCUGGACCCGGUGACGCUUGUGCGAGCGGCGAUAUGGGAGUUGGUCCGCAAGGUUCAGAAUAUCGAAGAGUCUCUAAGAACAGGAGAGAUGUAG
Messenger RNA from Guillardia theta CCMP2712, 960 nucleotides. RefSeq lists its product as hypothetical. Gene Ontology annotation, biological process: DNA-templated transcription. The coding region runs from base 1 to 960 and encodes 319 amino acids. Lineage: Eukaryota; Cryptophyceae; Pyrenomonadales; Geminigeraceae. The transcript is spliced from 14 exons. Gene Ontology annotation, molecular function: DNA-directed RNA polymerase activity; protein dimerization activity. Gene Ontology annotation, cellular component: RNA polymerase II, core complex. The record is from RefSeq and is a predicted model, not a curated record.